This is a messenger RNA of Eriocheir sinensis (Chinese mitten crab), 1297 nucleotides long. RefSeq lists its product as uncharacterized. The record is from RefSeq and is a predicted model, not a curated record. Lineage: Eukaryota; Metazoa; Arthropoda; Malacostraca; Decapoda; Varunidae. The coding region runs from base 275 to 1186 and encodes 303 amino acids. The transcript has 2 exons.
UCCAGUCUGUAGCAGGCGAGGCGGGUCCAAAGGAUGCCUCUUGCCAUUGUCGGGAGUGAGAAACUUUGUCGAAUUGUCGCUUUUGUGUCGAAAAGGUGUGUCGGAACUGUUUGCCCUGCUGUCAGCCUCCAUAGCGGCCCCAGGAGACCCUGAAUUUACGAGGCCAAGACAGCGGCGGCGGCAACAUCAGCAGGAAGAGUAGCAGAGCCAGCAGAAAGUCAGACCGUGGAGCUAGCUUGGCGUCUUUCCCGCCCUCCCUCCCUCCGCCUUCAGCAUGGCGCCGCGGAACACCCUCACUCAACACCAGAAGAUCCACAUCCGCCGGCAGUUCAGCGGACAUUCAGCCACGUGCAUGCGGAGCCUUGCUGAGCGCCUCGGGGUCAGCAAAACCACACUGGGCAGCAUCCUGGACAAGGGGAGUCACCUCCAGGGGCAGGGCAGCGUCGUGGCGGCUACGUCGCCGCCUCACAUAACUUUCGAUUUCUUUCAGACGAGUUUGGCGAACUUGCAAGAGAAAGAAGAGGCCGUAAGCUCCGAGAACGAAGGGGUAGGAAGCUUAAAGGUAAAAGAAGAGGAUGCAGACCCGGAGAAAGAGGAGGUAGACGGCUUAGAGGUGAAAGAUGAGCCCGUAAGCUUGGCAAGAAAUGAGGGUGGCAGACUAAAGCGGAAUGAGGAGGAUAACAAGGCCUGGGAGGAGGAGUCUGUGCUGGCGGAGAGGCUGACGCAGGUCUGCCUCAACGACCCCUCGCCGCCUUACUUCUCCGUGGGCAAGUCUGACCUUGAAGCAAUAGAGUCUCGGAACUUGUCGCUGCGGGAGCUGACCACCGCCAUGAUCACCCUCAGACAGGUGGUGGAGAGCUACAGCGACAUGCCCAGGUGGUUCACGUUCAUCUUCGACCAUAUGUUCCAGUUUAACCCACUCGAGGACGACGCCGACCCGGGUGUGUGGAGCGAGGAGCGGGGCACAGCCAGUCUCCCGCCGCGCCAGGACAUAGUGUCGGCGCUGCACGUGCUGUGGGACGCUCUACGCAGCGGCCACGACCUGCCGGCCUGGUGCGCCUUCACCCUAAGUCGUGUGCAGCAAAGGUACAGACUCAGACGGAGGAGCCGCCCAUCAAUCGGUGUCAAGACCAAGAUAAGUCGAAGGUCACUUUCUACGUCGUUUUACUCCUGGACGUGUUAUUAAUAGACAUGUUGAUUUACCGGUUACGGAUUUUUCUUAUAGUGUAUCUUUUAGUUUUCUGUUUUUGUGUUCGUCCCAUUGUUCUUCAGUGUUUAUUAAAGAGCUUGUAUCCCA